Molecule: messenger RNA, 7077 nt
Organism: Radiomyces spectabilis
Lineage: Eukaryota; Fungi; Mucoromycota; Mucoromycetes; Mucorales; Radiomycetaceae
Product: Bromodomain-containing protein
Exons: 27
Coding region: 1-7077 (2358 amino acids)
Biological process (GO): transcription initiation at RNA polymerase II promoter
Cellular component (GO): transcription factor TFIID complex
Molecular function (GO): protein binding; transcription cis-regulatory region binding; chromatin binding
Source: RefSeq, a predicted model, not a curated record
AUGGUCAAGGGCGCAGCACGCCGCGAGUGGGAAAUUUUACGUCAUCGCGCAUUUCGUACUCCGACAGACUUUGGUUCUGUGAGGGCAAUUUUUGAACGGGUCUUUCACUUGAAGAAACGCUUCAGUCUACUUCCCGAAAACUUGACAGUUUGUCUCCUUCUCACAGAUCGAUCAUUGAAGAUUCGAACUUACAAGGCUGACACGCUUCCUUUUCCCGAUUUUUUUACAAGUCAUGAACGAUUCGUACUUGAAGUAGUUCCGGCGCAACGCCUCAUAAAGGGUUCGGCUGAGCUGACCAUUCAGCCCCUUCAUAAUAAACUGACAGGCAUUCGGAUCAACAGCCGUCAAUGCCAAAUCGUACAGACCUUUGUGAACAGUACACCCGUCGAACACACCUAUUCCGAUGCCGUAGCCGACUUAACGCUUGGAUCCAACACAACCAUCGCCCAUCAUCAAGUGUACAAAAGCAAAUACUUGAAUGCACUAAGAGAAGCGGACGAAGGAGAAUUGUUGAUCAGACUGCCAGAAGACAGCAUUAAACAGAUGUCCGAAUCCGAAGCCCAACUCAUAAGCAACGAUGUCUAUAUGCACAGCAGUGCCGAAAUGGGCGAGGACGGGACACCGCAGGACAAGAGUCUGUCUACACCGACUGUCGAUGCUGGACCAUCUUAUGCACCCAUUGUAGUGAGAGUCGAUUUUAUUCUGGAGAAUCCUCGCAUGGGAGUUGUGUUUGUUGAACCGGACGAGGAAGUAGCACCCUAUCGCGCUCCUCACGUAUAUACCGUAAACCAACCAUUACCGGGAUCAACACGUGCCUGGCUUCCUUGCAUUGAUCGAGUGUCGGAAAGAUGUACAUGGGAUAUGGAAUUCAUUGUUCCUCGUAAAAUGGGAUCGACAGCGGUGACAGAUUAUGAUGCCGAGAGUUCGCUUGAUGAAGAGGAUGCCACCGUGGUUGUAUGCAGUGGUGAAGUUGUUGAACAGGUCAUUUAUCCGUCUGAUAUAUCCAAGAAAAUUGUUCAUUACAGCUUAGCGGUCCCCACUGCGGCGCCAUUCAUCGGCUUCGCUAUCGGACCUUUUGAAAUGAUUAAACUAUCACCAUCUCAACUUCAAGAGGAAGUACUGACGGGCGCCGAUCUCGACGAAAACCAGCAGCAAAGUUUGAUGGCGGAAAUCAACAUGAUGUCCAACAUUUACGCUUUUGCGCUACCGGGAUUAGAUGAGGAAUUAAGCGUGAGCUGCAGCUUUCUGAUGCAUGCCAUGCAUUUCUAUGCUCAGGAAUAUGGCUCAUACCCAUUCUCCGACUAUAAGCUGGUAUUUGUGGAAGAUGCUUGGAGCGAAAUUACGUCCAGUGCCUCGCUGGCUAUUUGCAGCUCUCGUCUCCUUCAUUCGGCCGAUAUCAUUGAUCAGAUCUAUCAUACCCGUCGCAUGCUGAGUUUAGGCUUGGCAAGACAAUGGUUCGGUAUCCAUAUUGUACCUAAAUCUUGGCCGGAUACCUGGUUGGUGUGCGGAUUGUCCAACUUGAUGGGGUCCUUGUUUAUCAAGCGGCACUUGGGCAAUAACGAAUACCGAUUACGCAUGAAGCGAGAUAUGGAAUUAUGUUGUUCACUUGAUGUCAAUCGGCCGCCCCUUUACAAUCCAGCGCUUCCGAUACCUUUAGAUCCUGAAGAUUUGGAUUUCUUGGAACUGAAAGCUCCUCUGGUGCUGCAUAUGCUUGAUAAACGUAUGUGCAAAGGCGGCGGAACCCUUGGUCUUUCACGCGUUAUUCCCAAAAUCCUCGUGUCCGCCAUGAGUGGUGAACUUCCCCAAAAUGCCAUUAGCACACAUUACUUUAUGAAGCUGUGUCGGAAAGUGAGCGGAUUUGAUACCAAGAGCUUCGCCGAUCAAUGGGUGUACAAGAGCGGAUGCCCCAAGUUUACAUUCUCGUUUCACUUUAACCGAAAAAAAAUGGUGGUCGAGAUUUUUAUGCGACAGGAAAACUCCAAUGCGGUUAUCGGCAACGAAAGUCCAGUGAGUUUACUAUUGGAAGGCAGCAGCAGUCAGGAUCUCGUGACUCCCAUGUUCACGGGCAAUUUGACGGUGCGUAUCCAUGAAGCCGACGGUACUCCGUACGAGCAUAUUUUGGAUAUUCAAUCGACCAAACAUAAAUUUGAAGUGCAAUUCAAUACCAAAUACAAGCGUAUCCGUCGAAACACGAAACGGUUCUUGGCAAAGCAAGCUGCGGCGGCAGCGGCGGUGGCCGAGGAGGAAUUGGAAAAUGAAGACGGUGAAACAGGCACCACCAUGCUUGGCAUUAUUCCCAGUUUAGGCUUGGGAAUGCCGAUCUUUGAAGAUCCUACUCAACGUCAAGAUUGGCGGAUCGUCGAAUGGGGUCAAGACGAGGAAGAUACAAGUGGUGCUGCCAGUGCCAUGUUCGACUGGAUUCGUCUCGAUGCCGAAUUUGAAUGGCUGUGUACCAUGGAUUUUCAGCAACCCGAUUACAUGUGGGCAGCGCAACUUACCAAAGAUCGUGAUGUGGUGGCACAACAUGAGGCUAUUGAAGCACUGAAGCACAUGCCCUCGUUUCCGACGUCUACUAGUUUACUACGAGCUCUCAUGGAUCCUAAAUGUUUCUACAAAAUCCGUAUGGAGGCUGCUUAUGCGCUGGCAUCGUGUGCCACACCGUCUCUGGAUUGGGUUGGAUUGUUGCAACUGAACAAAAUGUUCCAAAAACGCUAUUGUUUCCCUGUCGGUUCAUCCCAUAUGGAAGUGGACGAUGAUAUUCCUAUGGAGCUGGCGAUCCCAAAACCCAACAACUUUUCCAAUCUGCCGGAAUACUUUCUACAGAAGGCUGUUGUCAUUGCGUUUUCCCAAGUCCGUGAUCAGCAUGGCUUAACGCCGCUAAAGAUUCGCCAAUUCCUGUUGGACCUCCUGAAAUACAAUGACAAUAUCGGAAAUGAGUUUUCGGACAGCUAUUAUAUCGCCACACUCAUCUCUGCUCUCGGAGAUUCUUUAAUUCCUGCUUCCGACGCCGAAAAUGCAUUGCAGUACGAUGACUUUGAAGGGGAAAAUGUACUGAUGGCUGCCAAAUCAGAAAUCGAACGUUUUCGCACACUGGACUAUGUGAUUCCGACCUACCAUAAUAUCGUGACCAUUACAUGUCUCAAGACAAUGGCCAAACUGAUGCUCAAUGGACUGAUGGAAGUAAACUUGGUGAUGUUUUUGCAAUAUACCCGCUAUGGCAAUUAUAUUCAAGUUCGCCUCACCGCCUUUGAUUGUCUCUUUGUGUUGAAAGGGUUGACGGAAAGCACAUUGACGCAAUACUUUUUAAGCGUGAUAAGAGAUGAUCCUUGCGUCUAUGUGUCACAUUACGUCGCUCGCGCCAUGCUGGCAUGGCUAGGCUUAGCAUUGAAGGACAAGGUGGACUCAUCGCAAAACCGAUUCAUUGAAGAAUUUGCCGAAGAAGAAGGACGCGUCGUCAUUGAUGAUGAUCGGCAAUCGUUCAAGAAAACCGCACAACAAGAAUUCCAAGCCAAUGUGGAAAAUCUCAGAAAACGAUUCGAACACAAUUAUCAGUUACAGCAAACCAUAUGGGAAAUGUUAAAUUCUCCCGAAAGCUCGCAUCUGGACCAUUGUACACGCAAAUAUCUGCUUCAGUUCUGUGAAUACAUGUACAAGCCAAUCGACGUGGGAUUGAAAGUCACCAUUCGAGUGCCUUCCUUACAGACCACGGAUUCGCCAGAUGAUAUAUCAGAACCUCAAACCCCCACCCCGCCGAUCAUUCGUCUUCACAAACCCAAAACGGUCUCACGAAAAGAAGGCGAAAAAACUACGAAACCCAAAAAGGCAUCGACAACGAUUCACAUCAAAACCGAAGCUGCUGCCGAGAGUACUGUUCCUGCAAGUGGACCAUCGGCUACACCUAGUAUUCCGAAAACACCGCCUUCUACUGUCGUUUCCACUACUACGACCGCGACCGCCCCCACCCCGGCUCCUGCUACAACGGUGGCCAUGGAAGCGCCCGUGGCCUCAAAAGCUCAAGUGAAACCCACCCCUACACCCAAGUUGGUGAUCAAAAAGGGCGAAGGUAUGCCCUCGGACGAGGCUAAAAAGGCUCGCCGUAUUCUCAACAAACUUAUCAAACACCGAUCUGCCAUUCCUUUCUUGCAACCUGUGGAUGAAAACCUCGAUGGCGCUCCCGAUUACUUCAAGAUCAUCAAGCGACCAAUGGAUCUUGGCACCAUCAAGAGCAAAAUGGAGAAUCGACGCUACACUUCAUUCCGGCAAUUUGAGGAUGAUCUUCGGUUAAUGUUCAGCAAUUGUUUUGCGUACAAUGGACCUGGUACCUUUGUUUAUAACGAGUGCCAGACACUGGAGGCUGUCUUGGAGAAAGAACUGGCGAAUAUUCGCGGUAAAGAGCCCGAGGAAACACAAAAUAUGACGAUCGUUGAAAGUCCCGCCCCAUCGCCCCGGUUGAGCCAUGCACCCGCCAUUGUGCCACCUAAACCGCCGAAACCUUCAGCAGAGCCGUCUAGGCCCGCUGCACCCACGGAGAAGGCGACAGUACCCGCCUCGAAGUCGGCGAUUCCUGCAACUGCUUCAGCUCAAGCUUCAACAUCAUCCCCUGUUCCCGUUUCAGCUACCCCAACUACGCCAGCUACAUCAGCGGCGACAGCGACUCCUGUAUCUUCGGCAAGCCCGUCCAUGCCGCCUAAGAAACCCGAGCGUGAAGAAACCGACAGGGAAAAAGUUCACACAAUUCUGCGAAAAACCAUGGAAAAUCAGCAUGCCUUUGAAUUUUUGCGACCUGUGGAUCCUAUCAAACAAGGUAUUCCUCACUAUCUGAACAUUAUCAAGAAACCGAUGGAUUUGGGUACAGUCAAGGCGAAGUACAAAACGGGGCAAUACAAAAAAGCGCAGCAAUUUGAUGAAGAUGUGCGGUUGAUGUUCAGAAACUGUUAUACCUUUAAUCCUCCCAACACGUACGUAUACAAUGAAGCGAAAGCACUCGAAGAAGUCUACAACAAGUACUGGCAAAUGUACUAUGGUGCUCCUACAGCGGCCGCUUCAGAAAAGAAGUCGGAAUCCCCCGCUGUUAUUGCCAAACCUCCCAAGCCCGCCACUGCCAAGCCAGCCACUACCCAGCCAGCACCUACCAAGCCAGCACCUACCAAGCCCGCCGCUCCCAAGCCAGCAGCACCUACAAAUACUACUGAGCAAGCACCUUCCUCUGUCGCCCAAGAAGCGCCUAAACCAAAAGCUGCUCCUGCUCCUAAACCUUCGGCGCCCAAGCCUGCUGCUAAACCUUCGGUGCCCAAGCCUGCUGCACCCGCAGAUCCUCGUAUGGACAGCAAUAAUCACAAACGUUGUGACCGUAUUCUGAAGAAGCUGUGGCAGCAUCAAGCUUCGCAACCAUUUUAUGAACCUGUCGAUGCGGAAGCUUUGGGAAUUCCUCAGUAUCAUGAGAUUAUCAAGCGACCCAUGGAUCUGUCUGCUGUGCGUAAAAGUUUGGAGGAGAAUCGAUUUGCAACCAUCUGGGACUUUGAAACCGAUGUACGACAAAUCUUUUGGAAUUGUUACCGGUUCAAUGAUGCUGCUUCUUGGGUAGCGCAACAGGGCCGUGCUUUGGAGUCCUUCUUCAAUCAAAUUUGGUCAGCAGAAUUUGCGGAUCCGAAUGCGCUGAAAGGAGAUGAGAAACGGUUGGCGCAAAAGAUUGUUAACAAGCUCAUGGCUCAUGAAGCAGCUGGAUUUUUCAACGAGCCUGUGGAUACCGAUCUUAUUGCAGACUAUGGCAAGAUCAUCAAGUCACCCAUGGAUUUACGUACGAUCUCUGAAAAGUUGGAAUCCGGGAAAUACACCAGCUUGACUCAAGUGGAUGCCGAUAUCCGUCUGGUGUUCAGCAACUGUUUCAUUUACAAUGCCCCCGUCACCUUUGCUUACGAACAAGGGAAGCGACUCGAAAAAUAUUAUCAUAAUGCGGGCCGUGAGUUACGUAACAAAGUCAAGGAAAUGAAUGGGACAGCUCGCCGAAUGUCCAACUCGCCUUCUCCAGCGGCGAUGGCCAUGCCUUCCAAACCUGUGGCGGGAUCCAGCUCGGCCAAGACACCCAAAACCGCCAUGGGACCUAGCGCUGAAAGUGCGAAAAAACCCAAAGCAAACAAAACGCCGUCUGUCCCGGUUUCAAGCACCAACAAGACGCCGUCAGAAACGCCAUCGCAAGGUCUUCAUCCGGCUUUGGAAGCCAAACUGGUAUCCUUUGUCAAUAAGCUUAUGAACAACAAAGCCGCACUGGGUUUCUUGGAACCGGUGGAUCCUAUUGCGCUUAAUAUCCCUCAUUACUCUUUGAUUAUCAAGCAACCCAUGGAUCUUGGGACAUUAAUGAAAAAACUGAAGAGUGGCGCUUACAAGUCAGUGCGCGAUUUUGAGACGGACACUCGACUGAUUUUCACCAAUUGCUACACGUUUAACGGGUUUGAUCAUCCAAUCUCGCACAGUGCCAAAACACUGGAGACGAUCUUCAACAAAGAAAUUCCGAAUUUACGGCGAAAGGAAGAACAGUUAAAUGCAGAGGCAACUGCGUCUCCCUCACCGUCUCCUGCUCCCGCCAAUGGCACAAAAACAUCGAAACCGGCCCCUGCCAAACCAAGGGAAAAAUCAGCUUCAGCCUCCCCGAAUCCUGUGAAAAACGAACUACGAAAAUACAAAUCCGUGCUGGAUAAACUUCAGUCCCAUCCGUCUUAUUAUGCGUUUGGUGCGCCAGUGGACCCGGUUCUUUUACAAAUCCCUAUGUAUUUUGAUAUCAUCAAGAACCCAAUGGAUUUUGGAACGAUCCGCAAGAAAAUGGAAGAUUCUGAAUACCGAAGUACUGAAGCACUCCUUAAAGACGUGGAGCAGGUCUUUGUGAAUUGUUACUUGUUCAACUUGUCCGAUGAUAUCGUGUAUCAGAUGGGCAAAGAACUUGAAGCGCGAUUCAACAAACUAUGUGCCGCCAAAGGAUUAAAAGGAGUUCACGUGAGCAUGGAUCCACCACCUGCCAUUAAACGUGAAGCGGAUAUUGAUAUGGAAGAGGAGGCCAUGUUGCUGAAAAAACAAAGACUGUGA